Molecule: messenger RNA, 2376 nt
Organism: Fusarium falciforme
Lineage: Eukaryota; Fungi; Ascomycota; Sordariomycetes; Hypocreales; Nectriaceae
Exons: 2
Coding region: 1-2376 (791 amino acids)
Source: RefSeq, a predicted model, not a curated record
AUGGAAGUCGCACACAAGGUCCAGUACAAGGUCCGCGAGCUUGGUACUCGCUCCGUGACCCUCUUUCCUACCCAAGCCCAGAUCAAGCGAGAGAUCAAAGAUGUCCCUCUCAAGCCUGGGACCAAUGAGAUCUCCAUUCUCGGCUUCAGUCCAACUAUUGACAAAAAUUCGGUCAUGGUUGAGGGCAGUGGCUCUGCGACCAUCACUGGCAUCAGUGUCGAAUUUGUCCCUAACCACGAGCUUUUUGACGAUGUCUACCCCGAUGAUGAUUCGGACGACUCUCUUAGUGACGAUGACAGUGAUGAAUUCAAGGAAGCAGACGAGUAUCCGGGGCUAGCUGAAGCCUUCGAGCGCGAGCAAGAGCUCAGUGACCAUCUCCAGAAAGCAAGGGAGGAGAUCCUCAAUGCUGACGACCGCCUCAAGAUCCUUGACAGCUACUCCAAAUCAGUCGACAAGAGGGAAGGGGUCAUCAUCAGUGAGGUCCUUGAGACGUACAAGCAGCAGCGUGAAAGAGCCUACGAAGAUCGCAUGGCUGGUACUCUCCGAGAGCGUACCAUCAUCAAAGCCCUGAGCAAGGCCGAAAGCGAACGUUUGCGCCUCUCCAAACUCAAGGACAAGCAGCAUUACAAGACCUUCAAAGCCCAGAACAAGGUUCUAAAGGCAAAGCAGAAGGCAAAGUCGAAGCAGCUGAAGCGGAUCGAGGAGAAGCGCAAGGAAAAGGAGCGUAUUCGCAACGAGCGCGCACGCUGCUGGCCCAAGUACUGCUACACCGUCCACAUCCAACUCGAAGUCAAUCCCUCCUUCACCCCGUCCUCUUCUCGCCGCAGCUCUUUCUCCAGCGAGGUUGAUGUCGUCAAACGUUCAGAGAGCAGGACCGUACCUCUGGAAGAGAACCCCACGUGCGACCUGCUGCUGUCGUAUGUCACCAACUCAGCCUUCUGGACCCCCAGCUACGAUCUUCAGCUCUCGACGGUCAAUGCCACAGGCACGCUCUGCUUUGACGCCGGCCUCCACAACACCACGUCGGAGACUUGGGAGAACUGCAAGAUCACCUUGUCAACGUCUCAAGCAACAUCCUCGACCCUGGAUGACUCAAUCCCCAUCCUUGUCCCUUGGCACAUCAAGCUAGCGAGCAAGGGCUCGGCUGGCAACAUCUUCAACAGCCGACAGGAACGUCAGCAGAAGAACGAGUGGCAGUCCAAGAAGAUUGCAGCGCCAGCGCCCAAGCCGAGACAGGAAAUGUUUGGUCUUAAUACAGCCCCAGCAGAGAAUGAUUACCAGACGCAGCUCAUGAUGCUGGAACAGCAGAACAAGAAGAGGCUGAUGAUGGCCAGACAAGAACAGGACGGCCCUGCGGCAGCUCGCUGGGGUUCUCAUCAGCCUCAAGCGCAACAAAUGAUACAACAGCAGCAGAUGCUUCAGGCACAACAACAGGCGCAGCGGCAACAGAUGCUGAACCCGCAGAUGACGGGAGCUGUGCAGAUAAUGGGGCCACCACUGAUGCCGCAACAGCAGAUGCAGAUGCAGACGCAUGGGAUGAUGCAACAGCAGCGAGGCCAGCAAACACUCGAGGAUUUCAUCAUGUCAGAGGAGGUCAAUCGCGAUGAUGACGACGUCACGAUGCCCGAUACACAGCCUUCGCUCGAGUUCCAGAACUCGCUCGUCGAGGAGACGGGCUUCACGACCACCUACGACUUGCCCGGCCUCAAGACUCUGGUGCCCAAAUUCACUGUCUCCAAGCAGCGCGUCGCUCGCCUCAACUUUGCCAACGUCUUGUUCAGCCACACCGUCGUGGCCAAGUACCAGCCUGUGGCAUACCUCAGGGCCAAGCUCCGUAACAACAGCAAGCUUACCCUCCUUAGGGGCCCUGCUAGCUUGACGCUUGAUGGCAGCUUCAUGGGACAGGCCAAGAUCCCUCGCUGCAACUCGGGUGAGAUCUUCAGCCUCAGUCUUGGUGUUGACUCGGCCAUCAGAGUCAUGUACCCCAAGCCUGAUGUCCGAAGGAGCACGAGUGGCAUGUUCAGCAAGGAGGACAGCUCUGUGUACGUGCGCACCGUCACAGUGCACAACACACGUGUCACUGCUACCAAGCCAGCCCAGGUGCUGGUCUUGGACCAGGUCCCCGUCUCGGAGGAUGACCGCUUGCGAGUAGAUAUCUCGAACCCUCGCGGUCUGACACUCGGCGGGGCGCCCCAGGCGGCCGGGCUUCCGGGGCGGGAGACACAGGAGGAUAAGAACUGGGGCAAGGCCACGGCGACUCUCAAGGGAGGCGGCCAGAUCACGUGGGACGUUUCCCUCAACCCAGGUAAGGCUGUCAAGUUGGGCUUGGAGUACGCUGUGUCGAUGCCAAGUGGCGAUGCUGCCCAGGAGUGUUGA